GGCCGAGUCUUUAGUUCUCUGUGAUAAUUACUUCAAUCUAUUUCUGUCGAGUAUUGUAUCAGAUACCAUUCGCGGUGAACGUGUUUUGACCUUUGGUGAAGAGAGUAAUGUAAAAUGCCUGCAUGUGAGGUAUGUCAACAGCCCGCCAACCAGACGUGUGGUGGGUGCAAAUCCGUCUUCUACUGUUCAAGAGCUCAUCAAAAAUGCGCGUGGAAAGAACACAAAUCGCAAUGCCGGACCUUCGAGAUACACCAUUCGGAAGCGCUAGGACGAUACUUAGUAGCUUCAAGGGAUAUAAAACAAGGAGAGAUUAUAUUGAAAGAGAAGCCUGCUAUCAGUGGUCCCAGAAUUGCUAGCACGCCUCACUGUUUGUCGUGUAAUAAAAAGUUGAAUCCGAUACAAGAUGGGGAGUCACUAGAUUAUUACAAAUGCUCUUCGUGCAAUUGGCCUUUAUGUGGAUUUGAAUGUGAGUCUACGGAAGUACAUAGACGGGAGUGUAAGCUUAUGACAGCAAAUAACUACAAAUGUAAUAUAAAGUACGUAGCCCCAGGUCGAGCAGAGGCUGCGUAUUGUGUGAUCGCUCCUCUAAGAACUUUGAUGUUAAAGGAAUCCAAUCCUGAACUAUUCCAGAAUAUUAUGAGUUUGGAAUCCCAUUUGAAAGAUCGGAUUAACACACAGCUGUAUCAAGUGUUUAAAACGAAUCUAGUGACGUUUGUUAAACAAGUGCUAAAAUUACCCUAUGAUGAUGAAACAAUACUGAAGGUAGCAUCGAUAUUUGAUAUAAAUUCGUUUGAUGUUAGGUCAGCCGAUGGUAGUAGCAGGUUCAGGGCAAUAUACACAAGAGCAUCGAUGAUAAACCAUAAUUGUAAACCAAAUACCAGGCACAUUUUUAUAGGAGACGAUUAUAUAUUUGCCUUAAUUGCAACUGUGCCUAUCGCAAAAGGUGAAAUGAUAACUGCAACGUACACUCAAUCCUUGUGGGGUACAUUGGAUAGACGGAAACAUUUGAAGAGUACCAAACACUUUGAUUGUACAUGUGAAAGGUGUAAAGAUCCAACUGAAUUCGGGACAUAUACAGGAAACAUUUAUUGUUCGCUGUGUGCGGAGGGGAAAUUAGAAAAUAAGCCAAUGAUGGUAUCAACGGAUCCUUUGAAUGAGACAGCUCCAUGGAAAUGUGAAUCGUGUGGAUACUGUAUUCAGAGUAGGCAAAUGUUCUGGGGUAACAACGCAUUGAAAGAAGACUUGAAGAAGUUAAAUAAGAACGAUCCUGAGGAGUACGAAAACUUUAUCAAAAUGUACAGCCAUACGUUACAUCCGAAAAAUCAUUUGAUCAUUCAAUCAAAGUUGGCGUUGAUGCAGAUUUAUGGAAAUUAUGAGAAAUAUACAUUAUCAGAUCUAUCAGAUGACUUACUAGAAAGGAAAGUGGACAUUUGUCAUGAACUCCUUGAAGUAGCAGAUAAACUAGAACCAGGUUGGACCAAAUUUCGAGGAACAAUACUUUUAGAAUUGCAGGCUGCUAUGGUCAUGCAAACUAAAAGAGAAUUUGAAGCUGAUAAACUGACUAAAGCUGGAGCUCAGGAUCAACUAAUGGAAAGCAUGGUGCUGCUCCAAGAGGCUACAAAUAUUCUUAAGGUUGAGGCUCACAUGAGAGAUACUUUAGAAGAAAAGGUGAAGACACUGUCUUCUUUGAUAGAUACAACAUCCGGGUGAUUAGAAGUUUCCUAUCAUCUUCAGUAUUCACUUUUUAUAUGAUACAGAAUAAAAUAUAAGGAAUUUGUAAAUUAAACAACGGAUUGUUUCUAAUAACAUGAAUAAAAAGAUUUUUUUAGA
Colias croceus (clouded yellow) is the source of this 1830-nucleotide messenger RNA. Its product is annotated as SET domain-containing protein SmydA-8-like. NCBI's taxonomy places the organism in Eukaryota, Metazoa, Arthropoda, Insecta, Lepidoptera, Pieridae. The transcript has 3 exons. Bases 115 to 1710 code for a protein of 531 amino acids. Gene Ontology annotation, molecular function: protein binding. The record is from RefSeq and is a predicted model, not a curated record.